GCUCGAAGGCCUGUUAAUUGCGUUGGCGGUCUCGCCAAUGGUAUCCGCUACGGACCCCUUCGCGCUCUGGCCAGGUUUUGACAUCGUUUCAGUUGCAGCUCUUGCAGAGUCUCUUCCUUCACACUCCUGGGAAUUCGGCACCGCCUCUGAGGCACUUCUUGAGCUCUACAACCCAAAUAUAUCCAUCUAUGGCGAAGAUCCUUUACCAGCCGAAUCAUACUCUCCUUCAUCUGUUAAAGCGCUCUCGUACGCCCAAGAGAAGAUUGUAUUGGGCGUUGGAGCUAACGGUUUGAGCGACGGUGAUGGUGCGGUUGGCGAUCCUGCGAGUCUGGGCGUGUUCGCUUGGUUGAUUGGCAAGACGAACGAGUCCUAUGCGAACGGAGCCCGGGACGAAAUCGAAUACAUGCUGGGACAGGCACCUAGAUGGGAAAAUGGUGCGAUUAGCCAAAGGACAGAUGUCGCUGAGCUUUGGAACGACUUCAUAUACAUGGCGCCUCCCUUUAUCGCAUACUAUGCUGCUGACACGUUUAACAUAUCGCUUCUCCACGAGUCAUACAAACAAUGUGGAUAUUAUCGCGAGGUGCUUCAAGCUACUAACAUUUCUAGUGAGUCAUAUGAUGGUGUAUGGAUGCAUAUCAUCGGACCGCAGAGUCAGGACGCUGGUUUGUGGAGCACUGGGAAUGGCUGGGCGGCUGGAGGAAUGGCUCGUGUAUUGGCGACUAUCAUGAAAGCACCAGCCGCCUCGCUCGCUUCGUGGCGCCAAGAAGCCAUCGAUGAUUUGACGAAGUGGAUCCAGGAAAUCGUUCAUGGCGUUAUGGGAUCUCCGACGACCGAAGGUCUUGCCCGGAACUACCUUGACGACGUAUGGGAAGACGGCCAUGGGUUUGGAGAGAUCAGUGGGACAUCGAUGAUCGCCUCUGUUAUCUAUCGCAUGGCGGUCUUGCAGCCUGAUAUCUUUAAUACGACGUAUAUAUCGUGGGCUGACGGUGUCCGUGGAACACUUUCGGGGACUGACUCCCAGGGAAACCCACACGUUACUACGAAUGGGACGGUUACGCCUGCCGUUAAUCCACUGGCGUGGCUUGAUACCGAGCCGUGGACUGCUGGAAGCCCGGAAGGACAGUGUUUUGUGGUUCUUAUGUAUGCUGCUUGGAGGGAUUGCGUUUACGCUGGAAAGUGCGAAAACGGCGAGAAUACAGAUAGUUAGAAUCGGCGGCAGAGGGGGCUAGGGAAGUUCAUACUCUGAUCAGGCGAACAUAAUGGUUUAUUGGACCAGAAGAAUUUCACUUCCCAUUAUAUUGCGUUUUCAUUAAUCC
Molecule: messenger RNA, 1316 nt
Organism: Guyanagaster necrorhizus
Lineage: Eukaryota; Fungi; Basidiomycota; Agaricomycetes; Agaricales; Physalacriaceae
Exons: 3
Coding region: 38-1207 (389 amino acids)
Biological process (GO): carbohydrate metabolic process
Source: RefSeq, a predicted model, not a curated record